GCCUUUUCUCCCACCAUUGCCAAGGUUUUUCUUGGGUUUUAGGGUUUAGGAAAAACCAAUCUCUUCAUCAAAGUCUUCCAUGGCGAAAAAUCUCAUCGAAACGAGAGAAAUGUCGGCAGCAGCAGCAGAAGAGGAAGAAGAAGAAGAACAACAGAUGGAAGAUUGGGACGAUUGGAAAACCGACGAAGAAGAUUCUGAUCCUGAUUUCCUAUGCCUGUUUUGCGAUCUGAAGUGGUGUUCGAUGGACCUCCUCAUCGAUCACUGCCGUUCAGAGCACUCAUUCGAUUUUCAGGCCAUCAGAAACAAUCUACAGUUGGAUUUUUACGGCUCGUUCAAGCUCAUCAACUACGUGCGGUCCCAGGUGGCAGCAAACAAAUGUUGGAAUUGCGGGUCCACCUUUCAGUCCAACAAGGAUCUUCAGAACCAUUUACACGCAGCUUUUAACUUUGGAAAGGAUGGGAAACUACCAUGGCAGGAUGAUAUGUAUCUGAAACCUUUUAUGCCAGAGGAUGCACUCUUGCAUAGUUUUGGUGAUGAUGAAGAUGGUGAAGAUGAUUAUACUACAUCAGUUGAUAGGGAGGAACUGUUAAGAGAGUUAGCCAACAGCAAAGACCUUGGAGAAAUUUGCAUUGAUGAUGAGGACAUCUUAGAUACUGUUCCAUCUGAGCUUGUUGCUCCAAACAAAAAUAGAAGUAAGGAGGCCAGUUGUGUGAUGAACGGCUCCCUAAACCUAACCCAUUCUCUGGAGAAGGUUGCGAUGAACAGAAUGGCUUCAGGAGAAGAUCUUGGAUCACCUAGUCAAAAACAAAAAGAUAAGAAUCUGAGAGUUUCUUUUGCCAAUGUUGCUGCAAAGGAAAUCAAGAAUGUGAAUGAGAGUUAUUUUGGUGCGUAUGGCUCUUUUGGCAUCCAUAAAGAAAUGAUCAGCGACAAGGUUAGAACGGAUACUUAUAGAGAUGCAAUUUUGAGCAAUCCUUCUCUCAUGAACCAUGCAACUGUGAUGGAUGUUGGCUGCGGCACUGGAAUACUAAGUCUCUUUGCAGCUCGAGCAGGAGCUUCAAGAGUAAUUGCAGUUGAAGCGAGUGAAAAGAUGGCCGCUGUGGCAACUCAGAUUGCAAAGGACAAUGGCCUAUUGCAGAGUGGAAACCAGGACGGAGAGAAAAGGGAUGGGGUAAUUACUGUGGUGCAAUGUAUGGUUGAGGAGCUCAACAAAUCAAUUCAAGUUCCGCCCAACAGUGUUGAUGUGUUAAUGAGUGAGUGGAUGGGAUAUUGCCUAUUAUAUGAAUCAAUGCUCAGCUCUGUACUCUAUGCACGCGAUCGCUGGUUGAAACCUGGUGGUGCCAUUCUACCAGACACUGCAACUAUUUUUGUAGCUGGCUUUGGAAAGGGUGGGACCAGUUUUCCGUUUUGGGAGAACGUGUAUGGUUUUGAUAUGUCUUGCAUUGGCAAGGAAGUUGUGGAGGAUGCUGCUCAACUUCCUAUUGUUGAUGUGAUUGACAGUCGUGAUAUAGUGACGAAUACCGUGGUUCUCCAGAACUUUGAUCUGGUGACCAUGAAGCCGGACGACAUGGAUUUCACUACAAACAUUGAGCUGGAGCUGAAGUCUGAUCUUCACAGAGACUCCAAAGAUGCAAAAUCCGAAACUACUUCAUGUUAUGGAUUUGUCUUAUGGUUCGAGACUGCUUUCAGUAGCAGAUUUUGCAAGGAGAUGCCCACUACCCUGUCGACAUCCCCCUACUGUCCAAAGACUCACUGGUCUCAGACCAUCGUCACAUUUAGGGAACCUGUUGUGAUGGGACCAGUGAAACCUGCUGCCGAUGUGGGGGCCACAAUUGGCACUGAUGCAUGUCCUGCUGCAAGGAUCGGGGCCCGCAUCAGCAUUGCAAGGUCUGCAAGGCACCGCAGCAUAGACAUAUCGUUGGAGACUACUGGAAUCAGCUUUGAUGGCCGGAAGCGUAGUUUCCCUGUGCAGAUCUUUAAUCUAUGACAUGGGAUAUCUGAUUGAUAGGCGAGAUUGUUCCAGCUGGCAGUUUUCCGCAUUUGCCCUGGGAUUUGGCAUAUCAGUCGGGAGUAAUCCCUGGUUGUAAGUGAGUUAUCAUGCCCUUGAACUUCUUGUGUUUUUGUUGAGUAUGUAACCUAAAAAUGAUUUUCUUUUGUUCUUUUUUUGAUAUGAUCAGCUCAUGCUUAUAUCU
Messenger RNA from Magnolia sinica, 2189 nucleotides. Its product is annotated as probable protein arginine N-methyltransferase 3. Gene Ontology annotation, biological process: peptidyl-arginine methylation. Lineage: Eukaryota; Viridiplantae; Streptophyta; Magnoliopsida; Magnoliales; Magnoliaceae. Bases 80 to 1984 code for a protein of 634 amino acids. The record is from RefSeq and is a predicted model, not a curated record. The transcript is spliced from 7 exons. Gene Ontology annotation, molecular function: protein-arginine N-methyltransferase activity.